UGAGGAAGCAGAGACAACUUCGAGAUCAACAACACAAAUUUUACACUGCGAGGUGCAACAGCGACUUAUCCCGGAGGUUGUCGCGGGUAUGCCAAUUGCAGAAAUUCGCAUAAGUAGAACGAGAUGAGCGCGAGUAUUCUUCCCAAAGCGGCCCUUCCGGCGCGGCACCUCUCACCAUCGCAAAUAUGCCGUCACCAAAGGCUCAAGGGAUGCGCCAGCCGGUCGGCCCCUGCCGUCGCCUACUCGGUCGUAUCCAGGGCUUCCGGUCGCCCAUCUCCGAAGCCACGGAGCCAGCCGCCCAUCUCCCGACCCAGGGUCUAUUUCCACACUACCCGCCGGUUACUCGCCACUCCGCGGGAUCCGUAUGGCGCCCUAGGCGUCGGCAAGAACGCGUCACCGUCCGACAUCAAGAAGGCCUACUAUGGCCUAGCGAAGAAAUACCACCCGGACACGAACAAGGAUGCAACUGCCAAAGACAAGUUCGCCGAGAUCCAGUCCGCCUACGAAAUCUUGUCCGACCCUAAGAAGAAAGAACAAUUCGACCAGUUUGGUGCUGCGGGGUUCGACCCGAGUGGUGGCGGCCCCAGCCCUGGCGCCGGCCAUCCGUUCGGAGGCGGCCACCCCUUCAGCGGGUUCAGCGGCGCGGGCGGCUUCGGCGCUAACGUCAAUUUUGACGACAUAUUCUCCGCGUUCACCGGCGGUGCCGGGUUUGGCGGUGCGGGCUUUGGCGGGCGUGGCGGUCGUGGUGGCUUCCAGACGGAGAUCCUGGAGGGCGAAGAUGUGGAGGUGCAGGUCACAGUGUCCUUCAUGGAGGCGGCCAAGGGAACAAGCAAGAACAUAACAACUUUACCGCUAGUGACGUGUAAGACGUGCAGCGGCAGCGGGUUGAAGCAGAACGCCAAGCGGUCCCAGUGCGGGUCUUGCAACGGGACAGGCACCCGGGUGCACUUCGUUUCGGGCGGCUUUCAGAUGGCCAGCUCUUGCUCGACCUGCAACGGUACCGGCUCGUCGGUCCCGCGGGGUUCCGAGUGCCGCUCGUGCCAGGGCGACGGCGUAGUCCGCGAGCGCAAAACCAUCACGGUCGACAUCCCCGGCGGCAUCGAGGACGGCAUGCGGCUGCGCGUGAGCGGGGCGGGCGACGCGCCCCCCACGGGCCGGGCGGGCGAGAACGUCCGCGCCACCAACGGCGACAUGUACGUCUUUGUCAAGGUGGCGCGCGACCCGCAGUUCAGCCGGCAGGGCUCCGACAUCCUCUACACGGCGACCAUCCCGCUGCCCACCGCCAUCCUCGGUGGUGAGGUCACCAUCCCGACGCUCGAUGGCGACGCCAGGGUCCGUGUCACCACCGGCACUAGCACGGGCGACAAGAUGACGCUCGCGGGCAAGGGCAUGCCGAAGCUCAACGCCCGGCGCGGCGGGAAGGGCGAUCUCAAGGUCGAGUUCCGCGUCGCAAUGCCCAAGUACCUCUCAACCAACCAGCGGGCGCUCGUCGAGAUGCUAGCAGACGAGAUGGGCGACAAGUCUGCGAAGCGGAUCAUGAACCUACACAAGAAUUACGACGAAAACGACCCCGAAGCCCACAAGAACGAAGGCUUCCUCAAGUCGCUCUGGCACAACCUCACCAACCACCCAGCCCACCAGCAGCGGCCCGAAGGCAGCGAAGAUACCAAGAAGCCCGGCGACGACAAGACCAAAAAAUAACUUGGCUCCGGCCCCGGCUGGUUGCGUGAGAUGAGAAACAAAAAAGAAGGGAUGGGAAAAGAUAACGACCAGAGUUAUGUAACUUGCCCCCAAGUUACAUGUACAACCAAUGACAACAACGCGCAACACGCACCACGGCCGAUGGCCACGA
This is a messenger RNA of Chaetomium fimeti, 1852 nucleotides long. RefSeq lists its product as uncharacterized. The record is from RefSeq and is a predicted model, not a curated record. Gene Ontology annotation, biological process: response to heat; protein refolding. Lineage: Eukaryota; Fungi; Ascomycota; Sordariomycetes; Sordariales; Chaetomiaceae. The transcript has 3 exons. Bases 124 to 1701 code for a protein of 525 amino acids. Gene Ontology annotation, molecular function: ATP binding; heat shock protein binding. Gene Ontology annotation, cellular component: cytoplasm.